AUGUCGGACGCUGGCGAUAGCACCCAUAAGCGGUCAAAGUCGGCCGCUGCCCUCUCACUCCUACGACGAAACCACUCUCGCAGCGAAGAAGAUCCAUCCACCACGGAUGACGGUGCGCCGCUGACGUCGCCACCUUCUACAGCGGCUUCCGCGACAAACAUAUCCAUGGCUCAAAACGUCCCCCGCGGCAACGGGGCCAACAGGCUCUCCAUCUCCCCUUCCAUGGGCCGAACCCCUUCCCACAACAGCCCCCCCUCCGCAACCGCAUCUACAUCCGCAUCCAAGAUGAGCGUCGCAGGUAGCGAAAAGGGCGUCUCCCUCGAGCAAUCUGUCCGCAAGUUCCGCAUCGUCGAGGCCCUGCGAAGCGGCGACACUGCCUCCAUUUCCAAGGCCAUCAGGGAUACCGCCGAGGGCGGGCCCCGCACGAGCAUCUCCUCCAUCAAUACCCUCAGCGGCACCGGCCUCGACGACACCACCGUGCUUCACCUUGCGAUCCAAUGCGCCGAAUACCCCGUUGUCGAGUACGUCCUGUCUGACGGCGCUGGGACCAUCGAUAUCAACGCUAGAGACAAGGAUGGAAAUACCCCGCUGCACGUAGCUGCCGUCCAGGGCCGAACCCAGGUUGUCAAGCUCUUGCUGGACCAGAAGGAGAUCAACGAUGCCAUCGCCAACUACCAGGGCCGAUUGCCCAUCGACGUCGCUCGAAACCCCGAUAUUUUCCAGCUUCUCCAGCUGUCGCGAUCCAUCUUUGCCGAGAACAAGGUUAGACAGAUCCAGGGUCUGAUUGCGCAGAACGAUUACAAGGCUCUCGAGACUGUAUUGGAGGAGUCACGCCUCAAGCAGAUUCUCGACAUCAACAGCACAGAAUUCGUUACCGAACCAACAACCCUCCAGGCCGGCGGAAACCUUCUCCACGAGGCCGCCCGCAAGAAGAAUACCCAACUCAUCCAGGUCCUCCUGCUCCACGGAGCCGAUCCCUUCCGUCGGGACCGCAAGGGCAAGCUUCCGCAGGAUGUGACAAAGGACGAUACCACACGCGCCAUGCUCAAGCGAUCCCCCGCUGCCGUUGCGGCUCAGAGAGGUAUCCAGGAGAAAGCCGUUCUCGGCCAGGCGGCUUCACAGGGCGCUGGAGCCGCGGCCUCUGCCGAUCCUGUGGCCGGAAAGGAGGCGCGAGAGAUGAAGGGCUACCUGAAGAAGUGGACCAACUACCGCAAGGGAUACCAGCUUCGAUGGUUCGUUCUCGAGGACGGCGUUCUGAGCUACUACAAGCACCAGGACGAUGCCGGCUCCGCUUGCCGUGGCGCCAUCAACACGCGCAUCGCCAAGCUGCAUAUGAGCGCCGACGAGAAGACCAAAUUCGAGAUUAUCGGCAAGUCUUCAGUCAAGUACACCCUCAAGGCCAACCACGAGGUCGAGGCGAAGCGUUGGUUCUGGGCCCUUAACAACUCCAUUCAGUGGACAAAGGACCAGGCAAAGGAGGAAGAGCGCCAGCGCGCUCGCGGCGCCGAGCUGCUGAGGCAGGCAAAGGCAGAGCAGUCUGGAAAGUCGCCAGAGCUGUCCAUCAACGAGGCUCAGAGCGAGAGCGCCAGCGUGGCCGAUGGAAGAAGCAGUGUGCAGAUCCCCAGGACUAUGUCGCACAGCAAGAUGUCCGUCCCCAGAAGCGACUUUGCUGGCGCAAGCACCGUCGCUAGCAACGAUGACGACUUUGCCGAUGCCGCGACAGAUGCGGGUCAAUCUCGCGUAACAAGAGGGCACCAUGGACCAGACGAUGACGAUGACGAUGACGACUUUGAGGAUGUCAGUAGUCGUGAAGAGCCCUCUGUCAGCAAGGACGCCUUCAGCAUCACAGCUCAGUCGGCCAAGCUACAGCUCGAUACCAUUUCAGCUGUCAAUGCUGCGAUGCUCUCCGAGGCCUCUAAGAACCCGAAUACGAUUGUUUCCGACACCAAGGUCACUCAGGCUCUCACAACCUACGAUGCUGCUGUCAGGAGUCUGACGGGACUUAUCGGAGACCUGAUGCGGAUUUCAAAGGAUCGCGAUGCCUACUGGCAGUACCGGCUGGACCGCGAAAUCGACAUGCGCCGCAUGUGGGAGGAGAGCAUGGCCAAGGUUGCCAAGGAGCAGGAGAUCCUGGAGGAGCGUGUCGACCAGGCUGAGCAGAAGCGCAAAGCCGCCAAGCGUGCGCUCCGCGAAGUUAUGAACGAGCAGCCAACGGCCACUAGCCAGGACCUCGAGGGUGACAGAAAGGUGGAUGGUACUGCGACCGUUGAGGCCGCCAUCGGUGCCGAUGACGCGAAUAUCGCAGCCCCGCCAGCGGCGCCCGAGAGGACCUUGACAAGGAAGAAGACGGUCCUUGAUUCGCUUGAGCUAUCUGACUCUGAGUCGGAUGACGAGGAUGAGUUCUUUGAUGCAGUUGAUGCUGGAGAGGUUGAGGUCAGCCACUUGCCGCAUGCCGAUGCGGUGCCUACUCCUCACGAGGAGAAGGAGGAACAGCAACUUGUUGUUUCUGGUGGCACAGAUCUCAGCAGCUCCUUCAAGGGUUACGAGAAUGGCAUCAGAAGUCGUCUCAAGAUGGAUGCUGAUGAUCGGCCCAAGAUCUCACUUUGGGGCAUUCUCAAGUCCAUGAUUGGCAAGGAUAUGACCAAGAUGACUUUGCCUGUGUCAUUCAACGAGCCUACCUCUCUGUUAUACCGCGCUGGUGAGGACAUGGAAUACGUCGACCUUCUGGACCAAGCUGUGGAGAGAUCUGACUCGAUUGAACGUCUCAUCUAUGUGGCUGCCUUUGCUGCUAGUGAAUACGCUUCCACUGUCGGUCGUGUGGCGAAACCCUUCAACCCGCUUCUUGGAGAGACUUUUGAAUACGUCCGGCCGGACAAGAACUACCGCUUCUUUAUUGAGCAGGUUUCUCACCAUCCUCCAGUGGGUGCCGCCUGGGCUGAAUCACCCCACUGGACCUACUGGGGUGAAUCGGCCGUCAAGACAAAGUUCUACGGCAAGUCCUUUGACGCCAACCCUCUUGGAACGUGGUUCUUGAAGCUUCGACCCAAGUCUGGAGGCAAAGAAGACCUUUACACCUGGAGAAAGGUCACCACAUCCGUCAUUGGCAUCAUCACUGGCAACCCUACUGUUGACAACUAUGGACCCAUGGAGGUCAAGAACUGGACAACUGGCGAGGUGUGCCAGAUCGAGUUCCAGCCGCGUGGCUGGAAGGCGUCUAGCGCAUACAAGAUUUCCGGCAAGGUCCUCGACUCUGAUGGAAGAGUCCGAUACAGCAUGGGCGGUCGAUGGAACUCGAAGCUUUACGCUCGUCUCACGCCUGGAUACGAAGCUACGGUCGAGGAUCCUGGUGACUCGGCUUCGCUCCACAAGGGCAGCAUCACCGACCCUAACAAAGCUUUCCUCAUCUGGCAGGCCAACCCCCGCCCGCCCGGCAUUCCCUUCAACCUCACCCCCUUCGUGCUCACCUUCAACCACAUCGACGACAAGCUCAAGCCUUGGCUGCCGCCCACGGACUCUCGCCUUCGUCCCGAUCAGCGCGCCAUGGAGGAUGGAGAGUACGACUUUGCUGCAGAGGAGAAGAACCGUCUGGAGGAGGCGCAGCGCGCGAGAAGAAAGCAGCGCGAGGAGAAGGGCAUCGAAUUCCGGCCCGCGUGGUUCGAGAAGACGACGUGCGAGAUUACGGGUGAGGAGUACUGGAAGUUCAACGGCAAGUACUGGCAGCAGAGAGAGAAGGCCGGUCCCGAAGGGAACCCGCAGCAGGCCUGGGAGGGUCUGGAGCCCAUCUACGAGGACGCGAAAUAG
This is a messenger RNA of Colletotrichum costaricense, 3801 nucleotides long. Its product is annotated as oxysterol-binding protein. The transcript has 3 exons. Gene Ontology annotation, biological process: piecemeal microautophagy of the nucleus; endocytosis; exocytosis. Bases 1 to 3801 code for a protein of 1266 amino acids. Lineage: Eukaryota; Fungi; Ascomycota; Sordariomycetes; Glomerellales; Glomerellaceae. Gene Ontology annotation, cellular component: cytosol; nuclear envelope; intracellular membrane-bounded organelle. Gene Ontology annotation, molecular function: protein binding; sterol binding. The record is from RefSeq and is a predicted model, not a curated record.